UGAAAACGCUGCACCGCCCGUCAAAACUCUUGAAUGAUAACAUCGUCUUUGUGCUACUCAAUUAGCUAAAAUCUAGACAGGAGCGUUUAUUUCAAUGAUAAUUCGAAUAACUUCUUACUCCGUUGUCGUUUCUUCGACGGCUUUCCCAAACUGCUUAAUGUUUUAGAGCUAAUGUGCAAACAAUACUUGGUUCAUCCUGGGAUUCACUUUUUUUUGAAGUGACACUAGCCAUUCAAGAGAUGCCUCCCAAUAAACGACUGCAGGAAAAAACGCUGAAAUUAGAAUGUGAGUGGGCUUCGUGUCAGGAGUCGUUCAGUCAAAUGGAGAAAUUCUGCAAGCAUGUGGAGGUACACUUGGAUGCUACGAACAUGGCGGAAGGGGAUGAAGAAGAACUAGAAUGGGAAAGAAACUGCCUUUGGAGAGACUGCGGGUUUUUUUCUGUGGAGGGGCCUGAAGAGUUCCGGCGACAUCUCUUCUUUCACUGUUACCAUACCAAGUUGAAACAGUUGGGUCAGCAGGUGCUCAAUAGCCAGGCAGAAAUUGGCACGUGCUCCAUCGGCUCCCACACCCGCAAUAUUGUCCCUGAAAUCCCUGAAAAUUUUACCUGCAUGUGGGAGGAAUGUGAGCAACCACCUUAUGAGAAUCCAGAGUGGUUCUACAGACAUGUGGAGCUUCACAGCUUAUCUAUAGACAUACCAGCAGGAGACUGUGAAUUCCCUUUACGCUGCCGAUGGAAGGAUUGUGACGCUACUGCUAAAGGCCGUUCUAAGUUACGGGAGCAUCUACGCAGCCACACCCAGGAGAAGGUCGUAGCGUGUCCAGGCUGUGGAGGGAUGUACGCCAAUAACACAAAGUACUUUGACCACAUCAUUCGACAAGGUGCUAUGGAAGGCCAAAGAUUCCAGUGCUCCCAUUGUUCAAAACGAUUUGCAACAGAGAGACUGCUCAGAGACCACAUGAGGACCCACGUGAGCCACUACAAGUGCCCGUUGUGUGACAUGACUUGUCCUUCACCUUCAGCGCUGCGCAAUCAUAUAAAGUUCCGCCACAGCAAUGAGAAGCCAUAUCGCUGUGAAUACUGUGAAUACAGCUGUAAGAAUCUGGUGGAUUUGCGUAAACAUCUGGACAGCCAUAGCAUCGAGCCGAGUUACCACUGCAAUGUGUCUGGCUGCAGCUUCGCAUCUCGUACUCUUAGCACGUUGAAGAAUCACCACAAAAAGGAGCAUGAGGGAAAUUUUCUAGCUCGCUACAAGUGCCAUGUGUGCGAUCAGUGCUUCACCAGAGGAAAUAACCUCACGGUUCACCUGCACAAAAAACACCAGUUCAAAUGGCCUUCAGGACACCCACGGUUCCGGUACAAGGAGCACGAAGACGGCUUCUUUCGGCUGCAGCUGAUCCGUUACGAGAGCGUGGAACUGACGGAGCAGCUGAUGCGAGAGAGGCAACAUGGAAUCGCAGAGGCGAGCCAAGAGUCCCCCGGGGCCGCUCCUUCAGAGACUCAGGUAGAGCUGAGGGGGCUGUUGCUAGAGGAGCAGAAGACCGAGGCGCCCACCGUUAACUGUGAGGAGGGCGGUCAGGAAGAGAGCAUCUUGUUCUCGAUUCUCACUGGAGGUUUGGCACAGACGGCGGACGACAUCGUCAUACUACAGUAUCAGGAUAUACCUCAAGAACAAGACAUGCAGACAGUUUGACCCCUCACACCAUCCUAGUAUGUGAAUACACUGUUGGCUUGAGAUACAAGUCACCUGACUGAUGUUUUGCUCUGAUUUGCAAGUACAAAUUCAAAGUUUUCUAUCUUACACCUAAGAUAAAAUCUAGAGAAUUAUGCACCAAACAACUUCUCUAAUGUAAAACACCUAAUGGAAAACUUAGCUGGGUUAAAGAUUAGCAAUGAUGGAGAUGGUUUUGGAAGCUUAAGCAAUGGCAAUUGAAACACAAAUGAUGUCUUAAGGCACUACUGUACACAUUUUGUUUCUAGCUUAACUGAAUGUAACUGGUAAGAUGUGAUCGUAAAGUUGAAUAAUUUUCCCAUCAAAAUAACAAGCCUAUAUUAGGCAGUUGCCCGCUCCGAUCUUUCUUGCCAAUGUUAUGGACAACUAAAUUGCCUGUAUUUUGAUCGAAUUAUAACUUGAAUUAAUUCAUCCAAUGCGUCCUACCUCCCAUAUAGCAUCGUCACAUUGUUGUUUGUUAAUUUUUCGGAACAUGAAGGUUCCUUAAUGAUGAAGAAAAUGGCAUCCACACAAUGAUGCAAUAUGUUAUGCCUACCACAUUGUCAUGUGUAUGUACUAUACACAAAACUUAAAUUAAAUUGCUGUUUUAAAAAAA
This is a messenger RNA of Syngnathus acus (greater pipefish), 2325 nucleotides long. RefSeq names its product histone H4 transcription factor (gene hinfp). Gene Ontology annotation, biological process: regulation of transcription by RNA polymerase II; anatomical structure development. Gene Ontology annotation, molecular function: DNA-binding transcription factor activity, RNA polymerase II-specific; RNA polymerase II cis-regulatory region sequence-specific DNA binding. Bases 240 to 1691 code for a protein of 483 amino acids. The record is from RefSeq and is a predicted model, not a curated record. Lineage: Eukaryota; Metazoa; Chordata; Actinopteri; Syngnathiformes; Syngnathidae. The transcript has 9 exons.